AUGUCUCUAAGAAAAUGGAAGAAAAUCCAGUUGCUAGAUCUGGCCGACAAACUAGACUUGUACGUGGCGCAAUCGUCGACCAAGGCCAAAAUCGCAGAUGCCAUUGACGCACAUUUGAAGGAAUUAGAUCAACCUUUAGAUCUGGCAGAGUAUCCAGAACUGGCCACCUAUUACCAGGAAUCAGCAGCCAAUAGUGACGACGAAGUGGGCAGUGAUCCCAGCGAAGAUGCAGACGGCUUGAAAGACCGUCUAAAGACCAAAGUCCAGGACGCAGCAGAAGCAGUCGCCGAAGUCGUAAGCAACGCGGUCACCACGAUCACUACGCCCACGGAAACGAAAUCCGAAGACACCGAAGACGAAGACCAGGACGAUCUGGUGUUGCCACACGGAACACCACUGCAAAAUUGGUUCUCGCAAUUGGAUUUCCAACGCAUCACGCCCUCACAAGGCUCGUUCGCGUUCAAAUUCAACGAGUUCAUGCACGACGUCCAAAACAAGACUAUGGAAGCCAACGGCAGCGUCCAGGACGUACUGUCCACAAUUCCGGCCGUGGACGCGCUGUUUUUCGCAGUGGAAGCGUACGUUUACGUGGUUCGCAACCAUCUGGAGCUCACUGCAGACAAACCGUUUGUCACUGUGACCUCGACGUGGCAAGAAAUCGCGGCUUUGACGUCUUUCUGGUCCGUAUGGUCGCUAAUCCUGCCGGCUUUCAUUUCUUACUACAUCAAUUUCAUCCGUUACGACCUGCCGGACGUGUUACUGGAUCCCAUGGUGUUCCACGUGGCAAAAGCGCUAUUGGCAUUGUUACUGACGCAAUGGCAACCGUCGUUUGCAGACGAGGCCACUUACGCGGUGAAAGACGUGGCUGGAUCUGUGUCCAUGCUUGAAGUGACAGCACAUUGGUUCCGUUUUGCGUUGACGGAAUGGAAACUACAAUUGGGGCUAUUGCCAUUUAUCUUGGCAUUUGCCGGAUCCGCUUUGUGUUUGUACGUUUUGUAA
Molecule: messenger RNA, 999 nt
Organism: Lachancea meyersii CBS 8951
Lineage: Eukaryota; Fungi; Ascomycota; Saccharomycetes; Saccharomycetales; Saccharomycetaceae
Source: the annotation of a GenBank genome assembly